This is a messenger RNA of Dothidotthia symphoricarpi CBS 119687, 788 nucleotides long. RefSeq names its product Tom7-domain-containing protein. The transcript is spliced from 3 exons. Gene Ontology annotation, biological process: protein insertion into mitochondrial outer membrane; protein import into mitochondrial matrix. The coding region runs from base 50 to 382 and encodes 110 amino acids. Lineage: Eukaryota; Fungi; Ascomycota; Dothideomycetes; Pleosporales; Dothidotthiaceae. Gene Ontology annotation, cellular component: mitochondrial outer membrane translocase complex; mitochondrial outer membrane. The record is from RefSeq and is a predicted model, not a curated record.
UCUGGCUCUCGUGGGUGCAAUGCUCCGACAUGGAAGUUUUGGAGCUUGCAUGUUGCGCUACCACGUGAACGGGCUAGCCUCCCCGUCCCCCGGCAUCAACUUUGACGAUUUGUUCAUCGACGACACGCUCCACCACGCCCACCACGCCAGCCACCAUCGCUCUCCCCCACGCCUCAAGUCUUUUGCCCGACAGCGUCGAAUCCCACAUCACUCACCCAACAUGUACCAACUGUCAGAAGAGUCCAAGGAGCGCAUUGCGCGCAUCAUUGAUGUCUCCCGCGUCGCCAUCCACUACGGCUACCUCCCUCUGAUUCUGUACCUUGGUUACUCGCAAAGCUACCCGAAGCCUUCUCUCAUCCGGCUUUUCUCCCCGCUUGCGUAAACGAGACAGUUACUACAUUCGAUCACGUCCGCAAGUAACCACAAAUUCAUGUACAAUACCAAGUUAGGCAGGCGCACCAGUUCUCUGAAAUAAUGACGGAUGAAACUGGCGGGAAGAUGUACUGAACAUCUUCCACCAAGUUGGGGAAUGCAUCUCCUCUAUCGUGUUCGGCAAUUCGCGGAGGAAACACUGUAUUAGUACAACAGACAGCUGAAAGAAGCUCAAUGGAACAUCAUGAAUCAAGCUUUGCGGCAUGGCGCUUCCUCGCCUCAGACAAAACGUCAACACGCAUAUCUACAUGAACAUGGUGCACCUUCUCUCCACUUUUCAACCACAUACACCACUCUUCUUUUAUCAACUCAAGUUUGCACGUACAUGUGGGUAUAUUCCAAUAAGCAGUGUGACA